Lodderomyces pseudojiufengensis is the source of this 1458-nucleotide messenger RNA. It is a transcript of the gene HEX3, whose product is annotated as SUMO-targeted ubiquitin ligase complex subunit. Bases 1 to 1458 code for a protein of 485 amino acids. The transcript has a single exon. NCBI's taxonomy places the organism in Eukaryota, Fungi, Ascomycota, Pichiomycetes, Serinales, Debaryomycetaceae. The record is from RefSeq and is a predicted model, not a curated record. Gene Ontology annotation, molecular function: ubiquitin-protein transferase activity. Gene Ontology annotation, cellular component: SUMO-targeted ubiquitin ligase complex.
AUGUCGUCAUCAGUACUUCGAAGUGGUCGGGAUCGACAACAACCGCCACCUAGGAAGAGGAGAAGAGUUUCUCAAAGUCGAGUUAUUGAUAUUACAUCAGACGAUGAAGGUUCACCUAUUAAUCAAAUUAUUGAUGGUGCAGGUAAUAGCGCGAUUCCUUUAGCAAAUCAGCAUCGAGAUGUUCAAGAGCCAGAAGGUGAUGAUGAUGAUGAUGAAAUUCAAAUACUAUCUGUGAAUGAUAAUACUCCUACAGCUUUAACCAAUCUAAGUAGAGAAGGGAGUGUGGGUAAUAAUAAUCGUGAUUUUGAUGGUAAUAAUCAAACAAAUCAAAUGGGUGGCGACAUUAGUAAUGAAGACGAUGACAUAGAAAUUGUUGAUGUAAGAGAAGCAUCAGAACCUUUAAGGUCUCAACCACCACAUAUAGAUACACCUUAUGGUCCUUUUAUAUAUGAAGUUAGAAACUUACACAAUUCCAGGCAAGACUUUAGCGAAAUACCGUUGAGGACGCUAUAUGCUAGUUUCAUGAAUGAACCAUCACCACGUCCAGCAGAACCGUCACAGCAAAGAAAUUUGAGGUCAAGUCGUACAACUCGAUCUACUACUACACAUCCCGAUCAAACUCAAGCAACAAGUCGUAGAGGAAGAGGUAGAGGUAGAAGCAGUGGCAGAGGUAGAGGUGCAGCUAAUCGAAGUAAUCCACCACGUGAAAGAAGUCAUCAUAAUACAAAUCUCACACAACUACAACAGCAACAUCAUCAGAAUUUGCAAAUGCAUAUGCCAGAACAAUACAGAUCUUUCAUAACCAGAUCUUUAGAAAGAAUCAAUCAGCUACAUUUUCAGUUGGGAAAUCCAUAUUUUGAUUCUGAUUUUGAGAAUUUCGAGGAUUAUGAUUCAGAUGAUAUUGCUCAAAUGUCUGAUAGUGAAAGAGAUAUAAUGAGAAGAAUUGAAGAAGAUAAUAAUAGAACUUUGAAUGCAAGAUCUGAUAGAGAAUCAAAAUUCAAUCAAAAAACAAUGCUUGAAAAAAAGCAAGCAUCUGAUCGAUUAAAUAAAUCAAAAAAUUAUACAACUACUAUUAGUUCUAAAGAAUUAUUAAUUUGUGAAUUAUGUGGUAUUGAAUUAGGUGAAGGUUCACCUGAAGGAUUUAAAUCUAAUACAGAAUAUGAUAAAAAUUUUGAAAAACAUUCAAUGAAUUUAAAUGUACAAGCACCUUGGUUUUGUACUAAUCCAUUUACAGCAAUAGAUGCAAUAUUAAGUAAAAGAGUAUUUGCAUCAAAAUGUGGUCAUUGCUUUUGUGGAAGAUGUGUUAAAAAUAUUGCAAAUAGAUCAAAAAAAGUUCCAAAAGAUUCACCAAAAGGUUUUACUAUAAAAAAUCCAAAUAUAUUUGCUCCUCCUAAAUGUCCUGCUAAAGAUUGUGGUAAAAGAUUUGUUUCUAAAGCAUUUACUGAAAUUUAUUUUUAA